GCUCCGCUCGGUGAUUCCCGUUAAAUCCCGUUAAAUCCUGACCCUUUCGGUUCGUCCCUCCGUUUUUCCGGGCUGCUGCUGAACCGGGUUUUUGCUGCUCGUCUUUGCCGGGCUCACCCCACCCCACCCCCGGCCUACAGUGGACAGUCCGGUCCGGUCCGAAGAGCUGCUUUGGAUCCGGUUUGGACGCGGACCGAGGCGGAUCAACGGCGACAGACGGCGGCGGAUUUUCACCGAUUCCAGGCUUUAAUUCACACCGAGAUGAAGAACCGACAGUUGGUUUAAUAUAAUUAUCGAAUUUUUAUUUCAGAAAAUGUUUGACCUUCACGUUUAAACGUCUCUGCUAGAUUAAGAACCGAACCGAACCGAACUCGCUGAUCCAGAACAUGUGUUAAAGUACCACAACUACCGGGAGCCUGAGGCCUAAUGGGACCCGGACGUGGACCUGGACCUGCUGAAAGGACGAGGACCGUGGACUACAGGUUCCAUCUCAACCUUGGCCUUUGAAGGGUUUGUGGUGCAUUCAGGACAUGUCGGAUAAAACAGCCCCACGGUGCCAGCUGAGAUUGGAGUGGAUUCAUGGGUACCGAGGACAUCAGUGCAGGAACAACCUGUUCUACACAGCCGGCAAGGAACUGGUCUACUUCGUGGCUGGAGUGGGCGUGGUCUACAACACCCGAGAACACACCCAAAAGUUCUACCUGGGACACAACGAUGACAUCAUCAGUCUCGCUGUCCAUCCUGAUAAGAUCCAGGUGGCGACGGGUCAGGUGGGGAAGGACCCAUACAUCUGCAUCUGGGACACCUACGCUAUGCAGACCGUCUCCAUUCUGAGGGACACCCACACCCACGGCGUUGCCUGCCUUGCCUUUGACGCUGAUGGACAGCGUCUGGUGUCGGUUGGUCUGGAUGCCAAGAAUACCAUAUGUGUGUGGGAUUGGAGGAAAGGACGAGCUCUCGCCAUGGCAACGGGACACUCAGACAGAAUCUUUGAUGUGGUCUGGGAUCCAUUCCAGUCCAGUCGUCUGGUUAGCUGUGGAGUCAAACACAUCAAGUUCUGGACUCUGUGUGGAAAUGCUCUGACUCCAAAGCGUGGUAUUUUUGGUAAAACCGGUGACCUCCAGACCAUCCUGUGUGUAUCUACGGCUAAAGACGAGGUGACAUACUCAGGUGCCCUGAAUGGAGAUGUGUACGUAUGGAGAGGUAUCAGCCUGGUCCGGACUGUCCAGAACGCACACGGGGCGGGGAUCUUCAGCAUGCACGCCUGCGAGGAAGGGUUUGCAACAGGAGGACGAGACGGAUGCAUCCGACUGUGGGACAUUGACUUCAAACCCAUCACAAAGAUCGACCUGCGAGAGGCUGAACAGGGAUACAAAGGUCUGUCCAUUCGCAGUGUGUGCUGGAAGGCGGACCGGAUCCUGGCUGGGACUCAGGACAGUGAGAUCUUUGAGGUGAUGGUCCGAGACCGCGACAAACCAAUUCUACUGAUGCAGGGUCACAGUGAAGGAGAACUGUGGGCUCUGGACCUGCACCCUAAGCAACCGGUGGCCGUGACGGGUAGCGACGACCGCUCAGUCCGGCUGUGGAGUCUCCCUGAUCACACCCUGUUGGCUCGCUGUAACAUGGAGGAAUCUGUGCGCAGUGUUUCCUUCAAUAACGAUGGUUCUCAACUUGCUCUGGGAAUGAAGGACGGCUCCUUCACUGUGCUGCGCGUCAGGGACAUGACGGAGGUGGUUCACAUCAAAGACAGGAAGGAGGUGAUUCAUGAGCUCAAGUUUUCUCCAGAUGGAAACUUCCUGGCAGUUGGAUCCAACGAUGGUCUGGUGGACAUUUACGCUGUUGCCCAACGCUACAAGAAAGUUGGCGAGUGCAGCCGUUCGAUGUCGUUCAUCACCCACCUGGAUUGGUCGGUGGACAGUCGCUUCUUGCAGACCAACGAUGGUGCUGGCGAGAGGCUCUUCUACAGGAUGCCCACGGGGAAGCUGGUUCCAAAGGAGGAAGGGAAAGGGAUCCACUGGAUGACGUGGACGGGGGUCAUCGGGCCUGAGGUCAACGGUAUUUGGCCCAAGUACUCCAACGUGACCAACGUGAACUCGGUGGAUGUCAACUACAGCAGUGCCGUGUUGGUGAGCGGCGAUGACCUGGGCCUUGUCAAACUGUUCAGGUUUCCAUGUCUGAAGAAAGCCGCCAAGUUCAAGAAGUACAUCGGCCACUCCGCCCACGUGACCAAUGUCCGCUGGUCCAAUGACCUGCAGUGGGUCAUCAGCACUGGUGGAGCUGAUCAUGCCAUCUUCCAGUGGAGGUUUCUACCUGAAGGUGUCAUGAACGGAGUCCUGGAGCCCCUCCUCCAAGAGGGUUACGCCGACUCCAACAGCGGGGAGUCGGAUUCAGACGUGUCGGACGUUCCAGAGCUGGACUCGGACAUCGAACAGGAAGCCCAGACCAACUACGAGCGUCAGGUGUACAAGGAAGACCUUCCUCAGCUCAGGAAGAAGCUGAUUGGUUCCCUGAAGAGACAGAAAGCUCCAGAGGAGGGGCUUCGGCUGCAGUUUGUUCACGGGUACCGCGGCUUCGACUGUCGUAAUAACCUGUUCUACAGCCAGUCGGGGGAGGUGGUUUAUCAUGUGGCUGCUGUCGCCGUUGUCUACAACCGCCUGCAGCACAGUCAGAGGUUCUACCUGGGCCAUGACGAUGACAUCCUCAGCCUCACUGUGCACCCGCUCAAAGACUACGUUGCUUCUGCACAGGUGGGCAGAGACCCAGCCAUCCAUGUGUGGGACAUUCAGACUCUGAAAUGUCUGUCGUUACUGAAGGGUCACCACAACAGAGGAGUGUGUGCCCUGGAGUUCACAGCUGACGGGAAAAAUCUUGUCUCUGUGGGAAUUGAUGAGUUUCACUCCAUAGUCAUCUGGGACUGGAAGAAAGGAGAACGACUGGCCAAAGCCAGUGGUCAUAAAGAUAAAAUCUUUGUGGUGAAGAGUAACCCGUUCAGGAUGGACAAAUUGGUGACUGUAGGCAUGAAGCACAUCAAGUUCUGGCAACAUUCAGGGGGGGGUCUGACAUUCAAGAGGGGGAUUUUUGGUAACCUGGGGAAGCAGGAGACCAUGAUGUCGGCAUGUUAUGGUCGGUCUGAGGACCUGGUUUUCUCCGGAGCCACCAAUGGAGAUGUUUACAUCUGGAGAGACACAACACUCAUCAAAACCAUCAAAGCCCAUGAUGGCCCCGUGUUCGCCAUGUGUUCCCUGGACAAAGGCUUCGUGACCGGAGGGAAGGACGGCAUCGUGGAGCUGUGGGACGAUAUGUUUGAACGCUGCCUGAAGACGUACGCCAUCAAGAGGGCUGCCCUGUCGCCGUCCUCCAAAGGUCUUCUGCUGGAGGACAACCCGUCCAUCAGAGCCAUCACUCUGGGUCAUGGUCACAUCCUGCUGGGAACGAAGAACGGUGAGAUCCUAGAGAUUGAUAAGAGCGGCCCCAUGACGCUGCUGGUUCAGGGUCACAUGGAGGGCGAGGUCUGGGGUUUGGCGGCUCAUCCUCUACUUCCUGUCUGUGCCACCGUCAGCGAUGACAAAACUCUGAGGAUCUGGGAGCUAUCGACCAAUCACAGGAUGGUGGCAGUUCGCAAGCUGAAGAAAGGUGGGCGCUGCUGUUCCUUCUCUCCUGAUGGUAAGGCGUUGGCGGUCGGUCUGAACGAUGGCAGCUUCCUGGUCGUCAACGCCGACACGUUGGAAGACAUGGUGACCUUCCAUCAUCGCAAGGAGCUCAUAUCAGACAUCAGAUUCUCCCAGGAUGCAGGUAAAUACUUGGCUGUGGCCUCCCACGAUUCCUUUGUGGACAUCUACAACGUGUUGACCAGUAAGAGAGUCGGCAUCUGUAAAGGAGCAGGAAGCUACAUUACCCACAUUGACUGGGACUCCAGAGGUAAACUGCUGCAGGUGAACACUGGAGCUAAAGAGCAGCUGUUCUUCGAAGCUCCUCGUGGACGGAGACAGAACAUCAGUGUAUCAGAGUUGGAGAAGCUGGACUGGGCCUCCUGGACGUCCGUCCUGGGUCCAACCUGUGAAGGAAUAUGGCCAACACUCAGCUUCGUCAAUGCCACCUCACUCACCAAAGACCGAAAGCUGCUUGCCACUGGGGAUGACUUCGGCUUCCUCAAACUGUUCAGCUUCCCGUCCAAGGGCCAGUUCGCCAGGUUCAAGAAGUACGUGGGUCACAGCACCAAUGUGACCAAUGUCCGCUGGUCCAAUGAUGACACCGUGCUGCUGUCAGUGGGUGGCGCUGACACGGCGCUGAUGAUCUGGAGCCGAGAGCCACAGGGACACAAAGAGAGCAAAGCAGUGGACAGCGAAGAGUCAGACGACGACGUGGAGGAAGACGGAGGCUACGACAGCGAUGUGGCCAGAGAGAAGGUGGUGGACUAUGUGACCAAGAUCUACUCGGGAAAUAUCCGGAACAUGUCGGGAACCAAACCUCACCUGCAGCACAAAGAGCUUCCUAUGGAGGAGAGACCUCCAGUGAGCCGAGCGGCGCCGCUGCCGGACAAACUGCUGAAGAACAACGUGAGCAAGAAAAAGAAGGUGGUGGAGGAGCUGGUUCUGGAUCAUGUCUUCGGAUACAGAGGCUUCGACUGCCGUAAUAACUUGCACUACCUCAACGAUGGUGCUGACAUCGUCUUCCACACGGCCGCUGCUGUCAUCAUCCAGAACCUGUCAGCUGGAACUCAGAGUUUCUACCUGGAGCACACAGACGACAUCCUGUGUCUGACAGUCAACCAACACCCGAAAUACCAGAAUGUCAUUGCCACAGGACAGAUCGGUGACCUGACCGACCUGCCAGAGGCUGACGUGUCCGGCCUUGCUCCAGCCAUCCAUGUGUGGGAUGCCACGACGAGACAGACGCUGUCCAUUCUGCGCUGUUCCCACGCCAAAGGUGUCAGCUACGUCAACUUCAGCGCUACAGGGAAGCUGCUGCUGUCUGUAGGAGUGGAACCUGAACACACCAUCACAGUGUGGCGAUGGCAGGAAGGCACUAAAGUGACCAGUAAAGGUGGCCAUGCUGAGCGGAUCUUUGUGGUGGAGUUUAGACCAGACUCUGACACUCAGUUUGUGUCAGUUGGAAUCAAACACAUCAAGUUCUGGACUCUGGUUGGAGGUUCACUCAUGUACAAGAAAGGAGUGAUUGGCUCUGUGGAAGAUGGUCGCAUGCAGACAAUGCUGUCUGUCGCAUUUGGUGCCAACAACCUGACAUUUACCGGAGCCAUAAACGGAGAUGUGUACGUCUGGAGGGAGCACUUCCUGGUUCGAGUGGUGGCAAAGGCGCACAGUGGUCCAGUCUUCACCAUGUACACGACUCUGAGAGACGGACUUAUUGUAACUGGAGGAAAAGAACGACCGACUAAAGAAGGCGGAGCCGUGAAGCUGUGGGAUCAAGAGAUGAAACGGUGCAGAGCGUUUCAGCUGGAAACCGGACAACCUGUGGAGAAUGUCCGAUCGGUCUGCAGAGGAAAGGGUAAAAUCCUGGUGGGAACCAAAGAUGGGGAGAUCAUUGAGGUGGGAGAGAAGAACGCUGCCUCCAAUACCAUGAUCAAUGGACACACUCAGGGCGGGAUUUGGGGUUUGGCCACCCACCCCUUCAAAGACGUCUUCAUCUCGGCCAGCGAUGACGGGACAAUCCGAAUAUGGGACCUGGCAGACAAGAAACUUCUGAAUAAGGUGAGUUUGGGGCAUCCUGCCAAGUGCACCUGCUACAGCCCCAAUGGCGAAAUGGUGUCCAUCGGUAUGGAGAACGGAGAGUUCAUCAUCCUGCUGGUCAACUCGCUUACCGUCUGGGGGAAGAAGAGAGACCGCAGUGUUUCCAUCCAGGACAUAAGGUUCAGUCCAGAUAACCGGUUCUUGGCAGUGGGUUCAGUUGAAAGCGCAGUGGACUUCUAUGAUCUAUCUCUUGGACCAUCCCUCAACAGGAUCGGUUACUGUAAGGACAUCCUUGGGUUUGUGAUCCAAAUUGACUUCUCUGCAGACAGCAGAUACAUCCAGGUGUCCACCAGCUCUUACACUCGUCAGGUGCAUGAAGUUCCUUCUGGAAAGAUCGUCACAGAGACAGCUAUCAUUGAGAGGAUCACCUGGGCUACCUGGACCAGCAUCCUCGGUGAUGAGGUUCUCGGUGUUUGGCCUCGAAACACAGAGAAGGCGGACGUAAAUUGCACCUGCGUUUCACACGCUGGCCUUAACCUGGUUACCGGUGACGACUUUGGCCUCAUCAAGCUCUUCGACUUCCCCUGCCCAGAGAAGUUUGCCAAACAUAAGCGUUACUUUGGACACUCGGCUCAUGUGACCAACGUCCGCUUCUCCUGCGAUGAUAAAUAUGUGAUCAGCGCCGGUGGCAGCGACUGCAGUUUAUUUGUGUGGAAAUGCCAGUGAGGCCUGAGUCUUCUUCUACUUCUACUUUUACUUCUUCUUCUACUUCUACUCCUCCUGUGAUGCUGCACUCACCUCUGCUGCUGCUUCACCUGCCAACAGGAAACAGGAAGUGAGAAGUCACCUUAUCCACAGACAGAUUGGAUGACGGCCACCAUCAUGACAUGUUGUUUUCACGUGUGUUUGUUGUAGAUUUGUGUUUGCCGUUUGCGUGUCAGAAUGUGCCUUUUCACAAACUCUGACCAAACAUUUAAUACGACUUCCUGUCUAGUCGUGGUGCUACGAAGUGUGACCUUCAGGGCUUUGAAACAUGAUGAGGAUGCAAUCGAGUCUAGUCCGAUGAAAUUAAAAUAAGCAAAGAUAGAAGAUUAUCAAAAUAAAAUGUCAAAAUUAAAAAAAAAUCCUACCUCAAAAUAAUAGGAAUCAAUGUUAUUAAAAGUCUGAUACGUAGAAUUGAUAGUUACCUGAUCUAUGUGGUCAGAGGUCAUUAGACAAGUGACAGGUGAAUAUUUAGUGUGAACUGUGUAGAAGUAAGGACUUUUAGCAAGUUUGUGUCCACAUGAUGGCGCUGUUCCGUGUCUUCUAUAGAAUUUAAGCUUUGAAACAUGGAUUUAAAGGGAAACGCCAAUAAAAACAACUUUCAUCUUUUUGUUUCUGUACAGAAACUGUCAGCUAAAGCACUGAAUACAUGGAUUAUUGAUCAGGGCUCCUGAACAUGGUCUGCUCUGCUGCUGAAUGUUUACAUGCUGUGAACACUACAAACUGAGUUUUCUAACUAUGCAAAACCUUUAUUGUGAAACAAGCAGCAGGAAGUGGUUAAACUGAAGUAGUGGGGGAGCGUUGUGAUUGGUUGAAACGCCUUUGAGCUCAGUCAGUCAGCGGGUGAUCAUUUCAGAUGUUAAAUGGUAGCAGAUAUGAGACAAGACAACAUAUUAAAAAAAAAAAAAAAAAAAGCGAAACACGUAAUGAAACAGACAUGUGAGUUCUGGAUUCACUUGUUUUAUUUAUUGUGGUUAAAUGUUGUAGCCAGUGUAUGAAAUGAAAACUUGAUUCUUAUUCAACAAGAUGAAGCAUUUUAUGUUUUAUCUGAAAAUGUGACCACAAGAAAAUAUGUAUCUCAAUAAUAGUAAUUAUGAAAUUAUAUAUUGUGAUAAGUACAGUUUUAUUGUCCAGAUCUAAAUGAUCCAUUAACAGAUGCAUGUUAGCUUAGCCUAGCCUUCGUAACAGCAGGAAAAUGUGUGGGAAAAAAACAUGUCAGCACAUCAGCUGUAACGUGUUUUAGCAAAGAGAAUUUAAAAGAACACAGGUGUGUGCAUCAGACUAACACAUAACAUGAAAACCAGUUCUUGUGUUGGUUUUAAUGGUUAAUAAUUAACCUUUUACUGCCAGCGUUUGUGCUAAGCUAGGCUAACACUCAGCUAACGCCCUGAAGCGCAUCAUGUCUGACAUGUCAACAGGAUAUUUAGUUUCAUUUACCUGCUCAUGUCAGACAUCAGUUUAAUACCAGUCAAUUCAUAUGAAAAUAUUAAAGUUUACUGAGUUCUAAAGUCAGAUAUAAUGUGUUUAAAGUGUGUAAUGAGAAAAAAAUGUUACAUGGAUAGUCCCUACCUGAUUAAUGGAUUACUAGUUAUGUAUCAUUUUAAAGUUUGUACAUUUUUUAAAUGUAAUUUUUAUUUAUUCCAAUAUCUAUUUAUCCACAUAAUACACACAUUUUUACAAACAUGUUGGGACAUUUUCUAAAACUCAAUAAAAGCUCAAAUGUG
Molecule: messenger RNA, 8173 nt
Organism: Sphaeramia orbicularis (orbiculate cardinalfish)
Lineage: Eukaryota; Metazoa; Chordata; Actinopteri; Kurtiformes; Apogonidae
Product: echinoderm microtubule-associated protein-like 6
Exons: 44
Coding region: 531-6413 (1960 amino acids)
Molecular function (GO): microtubule binding
Source: RefSeq, a predicted model, not a curated record